This is a messenger RNA of Pocillopora verrucosa, 1279 nucleotides long. RefSeq names its product MICAL-like protein 1. Gene Ontology annotation, molecular function: protein binding. The record is from RefSeq and is a predicted model, not a curated record. NCBI's taxonomy places the organism in Eukaryota, Metazoa, Cnidaria, Anthozoa, Scleractinia, Pocilloporidae.
UAGGCAAAUUUCAUCAGUCAGCAUCUUGACGCCACGACAGACACUAGCAAACUAAAAAUUUGCCCAAGUUAUUAUUUUGAAAUUUUAUUUAUUGAUUGCAUCAUGUCCACAAGACAGGCUGCAAGAUCACGAAAUUUAAAAGGAAAAGAAGCUCUGUUGGAAUGGUGUAAGCAACAAACGUACGGUUACAAAGGCGUGAGCGUGCGUAAUUUAAACUCUUCGUGGAGGGAUGGCUUGGCAUUUUGCGCGCUCUUACACAGAUUCGAUCCCGAACUGAUCAAAUUUGACGACCUUUCUAAGGAGGACGCCUUGAAAAACAAUGAAUUGGCUUUCAAAGUGGCCGAGGAAAAACUCAAAGUUCCAGCUCUUUUGGAGGCAAGUGACCUGGUAUCAAUGGAAGAGAUUGACGAGAUGAGCGUAAUGACGUAUCUCUCCAUGCUGUACAAACGAAUUAAAAAAAAUUCCUCGCCUGCCCCCAGAACUCCCGCCGUCAAUUCUACUACAGUUCCAACAAGGAGAACCCUUUUUGACGUCUUGAAAGAUGAGAACAACUUCACCGAGCGUUUUGAGAAACGAAAACACCGUCUCAGUUCUGGAGAAAAAGACAACUUCUCUAACAGAUCAGUGCCAAAGGAAACUACCUUAAGAGAACUACACCAGGAAAACCACGUCUAAAUAGUAGAUGAAUACUGUCCCCCUUCAUUGGACUGGAAGACAGUUGAAAACAUCCAAAUUUUUUUUUUGCUAGUUUGUCUCAAAAUGACUGAAGUUGUAACGAAACGACCUUUCUGUCUGCCAUACGAUUCUUAUGAUGUUAGUUUGAAGUAAUUGGUAUUGGAUCAAUUGAUAAUGCCCUAAUUGAUAUUUUUCUUUAUUUCCGUUACUUAUCGGCUCGAUAUUAUAUCAGUAUUGUAAGGAGAAAUUCUAUCAUGGUCAUUCGUUGGAGCUUAAGAGUUAAAGGAGAUGUUAUCAGCUGAUAACGAUGAAAAUACUUAACAGGUGGACUUCACACAGAUUAUUAAUCACUAAAAUUGGCAACCAGCGGUAAAGGGCAACUGUAGUAUGAAUAGAGGUGUAACCUGGGAUCUUUGCAUUUUUUUCCUUCUCAUUCGUGUUACGCAUUUACCAUUUUAAUAUAUGAAAAUAAGAAAUUAUGAAGCCUGUGUACGGAUAUAUGGAGCACGCAUGAUACUGUUAAGUGGAGACAUAUGAAAAUUAAAAUUAUCUUUCAUGAAAUAUAAAAAUAUAAGAGAACUUGAAAUAAAAGUCGAUUCACGUC